Molecule: messenger RNA, 4834 nt
Organism: Tachysurus vachellii
Lineage: Eukaryota; Metazoa; Chordata; Actinopteri; Siluriformes; Bagridae
Gene: ptprz1b
Product: protein tyrosine phosphatase receptor type Z1b
Exons: 30
Coding region: 112-3969 (1285 amino acids)
Biological process (GO): peptidyl-tyrosine dephosphorylation
Molecular function (GO): protein binding; protein tyrosine phosphatase activity
Source: RefSeq, a predicted model, not a curated record
UACUGAGUGAGAGGAUCGACAUGGAGCUUGUGUAGCAUCCUCAAAGGCAGCUCUCCGUCUCUGCUUUAUCUCUCUCCACUCUGCCUGACAUCAACCCCCAUCUCUAAGACAAUGUCUGGGAUCAAAAUCAGCUUUUGCCUUUUAAUCUCUCAGCUGUGCAUCAUGUGUUCAGCAGUGGGCCUAAACAGCAAGUAUCUGCGAGAGCAGCACAGGUUUACAGAUGACGUGGACUGGUCUUACACAGGAAGUUUGAACCAGCAGCACUGGGUAAAAAAGUACCGCUCCUGUAACGGAGCCAAGCAGUCGCCCAUCAACAUUGAUGAGAGCUUCACCCAGGUUCAGGUGCAGUACCGUGAUCUGAAGCUGGAGAACUGGGACCAGCUCAUGUCAGAGUCUACCAUCACCAACGAUGGAAAAACAGUGGUAAUCAGUGUGAAUGGACAGUACUAUGUCAGCGGAGGAGGACUCGGGUCACGGUUCAGAGUAGCCAGGAUCACGUUCCACUGGGGCCGCUGCAACGCCUCAUCAGACGGUUCAGAACACAGCCUCAAUGGCUACAGAUUUCCUUUAGAGAUGCAGAUUUACUGUUAUGAGGACAAUGAAUUUAACUCUAUAGAUGAUGCUCUGAGGGGUAAUGGCAGAAUCACUGCACUGGCCAUUCUGUUUGAGGAGAGCUUUGAUGAUAAUGAGAACUAUGCUGCCUUAAUCGAUGGGGUCAAUGCCGUCAGUCGCUACGGUAAAAGUAGUGUGCUCAAGGACUUUCCUCUGCUUGGUCUCCUGCCUGAGUCAACAGCUAAAUAUUUCAUCUACAAUGGCUCGCUCACCACACCACCCUGCAUAGAGACAGUGAAGUGGAUUGUGUUCAGAGACACUGUGCCAAUUUCUGAAACGCAGUUGGAGGUGUUCUGUGAGGUGAUGACCAUGCAGCAGUCUGGAUACGUGAUGCUGACAGAUUACCUGCAAAACAACUACAGGGAGCAACAGCAGCAGUUUUUGGGACAGGUUUUCUCAUCUUACACUGGCACAGAGGAAGUCCUAGCUCCUAUGUGCAGCUCAGAGCCAGAAAACGUCCAGGCAGAUCCCCAGAACUACACCAGUAUAAUGGUGAUGUGGGAGAGGCCGCGUGCUGUGUACGAAACCAGCAUUGAGAAAUAUUCUGUCACCUACCAGAGUCUACAGGGUAAAAACGCUCCGAAACGACAGUACCUGACUGAUGGAGACCAAGAUGUGGGUGCCAUCAUCCACAACUUACUGGCCAAUAACAGCUAUGUGGUCCAGGUGGUGGCUCUGUGCACCAACGGCCUGACGGGUCGCAUGAGUGACCAAGUAAUAGUAGACAUGCCUUUGGAAGACCCUGAAAAUGAUCCGGAUCCUUCUGUUGAAUCAAAACAAGUAGAGGAUUUUACUGAGACCUCGUUAUCUCCGAGUAGGACAAGCAGCAAACCCAGAGCUUUACCUGGUCGUACGACUUUCUCCGAGAGCUCCGUAUACCACACCACCCCCACCAGUCACCCAGGAUUCCUGUUUCCAGCUGUCAAGGCAACCACAUCAUUUGAGCAGCAGUGGAUCAGUGUGAAAUCUCAAACCUUUUCACCUGACCAGGCGGGAAGCCAUGACAAGCAUCCUAGCAGCCACAUUGUACCAGAGAACGAAGACACCAUGUUGGUAACUGAGGUUCACAACAAGGACAUGAAAUCUGUUGUGGAUCAGGGAAAGGGCCAAUCGAGGACAAACAAAGCGGGCAUCGUUGCAGCGACAUCCGCUCCAAAUGCAGAGAGCAAUACUAUAUAUGUCACCAGUAACACUUUGUCUGUCUCAGGGAAGAAUCUUCAUGAACCCACACAGCCACUGUUUAACGAGGAAAGCAACAGCAGUCCACAGUCUCGUGUGGGAAUGGUGGGAGGGACGGAAAGAGAGAAGAGGACGGUGGUGCCGUUAGCAGUGGUGUCUACCCUUACUGCACUAUGUCUGCUGGUGCUGAUCAGCAUUCUCAUCUACUGGAGGAAGUGCUUUCAGGCAACACAUCUUCAAAUAGAGGACAAAACAUCCCCCAGAGUCAUAACAGCUCCAUCCACACCUCUGCUCCUUAAUACAGAAGAACAUGCAGCCCUACCAGUGACAGAAUUUGUGAAGCACGUUGUGAACCUUCACUCCAACAACACCUUCUCGAAGGAGUUUGAGAGCUUGAAAGAGUCUUACGAGGAAAUUCAGUCCUGUACUGUGGACAUGGGCAUUACGACAGACAGCUCGAAUCAUGCAGACAACAAGAGCAAGAACAGAUACAUCAACAUCCUGGCUUACGAUCACAGUCGAGUCAAGCUAAACCAUACUGCAGAUAAGGAUGGAAAGACUGGGGACUAUAUAAAUGCCAGUUAUGUGGAUGGCUACAACCACCCGAGAGCGUACAUUGCAGCCCAGGGUCCAUUGAAGACAAGCCUGGAAGACUUCUGGAGGAUGGUGUGGGAGCAGAACGUCAGCGUGAUCGUCAUGAUAACCAACCUGUUGGAGAAGGGGCGUAGAAAAUGUGACCAGUACUGGCCAAUGGAAAACCAGGAAGAGUACGGGAGCUUUCUUGUGACACUGAAAAGUACCGUAACAUUGGCGUACUACACGAAGCGGACCUUCACCCUGAGGAACGUCAACAACAAAAAGGGCUCUCUGAAGAGUCGUGGUCAGGAGAGAACCAUCGAGCAGUACCAUUACACACAGUGGCCAGACAUGGGGGUUCCUGAGUACACACUUCCUGUGCUGAAAUUUGUACAGAAGUCGUCUGAGGCACGUAGCGCUGAGUCGGGUCCUGUGGUGGUGCACUGCAGCGCUGGAGUGGGAAGAACAGGAACUUACAUCGUAAUAGACAGCAUGCUGAAGCAGAUAAAGGCUGAAGGGACGGUGAACAUCAUGGGCUUCCUAAAGCAAAUCCGCACCCAGAGGAACUAUCUGGUGCAGACUGAGGAACAAUAUGUUUUCAUUCACAAUGUCUUAGUAGAAGCCAUCAGGAGCAAAGAGACACAAGUAUCAGCUAGUCACAUUCAUGCUUACGUCUCGGAUCUUCUCACUCCUGGACCAACAGGCAAAACUCGUCUAGAGAAACAGUUUAAGUUUAUUAGCCAGAAGUGUGCAAAUCAGGAUGACUACAAGACAGCGCUGAAAGAGUGGAACCUACCAAAGAACAGGCCUUCAGCCCUCCUGCCUGUGGAAAGAUCCAGAGUAAGUCUGUCUUCGACUGGCGCAGAUUCUUCAGACUAUAUUAAUGCUUCUUACAUCAUGGGUUACCAUCAAAGCUGUGAAUUCAUCAUCACCCAGAGACCCCUGGCCAGCACUAUACAAGACUUUUGGAGGAUGAUCUGGGACCACAAUGCUCAAAUCAUCAUUUCUUUGCCAGAUACACAGAACCCGACUGAGGAAGAGGAGUGUGUUUACUGGCCCACUAAAGAGCAGCCAAUCAGCUGUGAGACCUUUACAGUGACGCUGGCAGGAGAAGAUCAGAUUUGUCUGUCUUAUGAAGAAUCUCUGGUGGUGCAGGACUUUAUUUUGGAAGCCUUAAAAGAUGACUACGUGUUGGAGGUUCGCUGCUAUCAGGCUCCACACUGGCCCAAUCCAGACAGACCCAUCAGUAAUGCCUUCGAGCUCAUUAACAUCAUCAGGGAGGAGAAUGCACAUCGAGAGGGUGCUAUUGUGCUCCAUGAUGGGUAUGGAGGCUCCAGUGCUGGAACACUCUGUUCCUUGAUCUCGCUGAUUAAUCAGCUGGAGGAGGAGAACAUGGUGGAUGUCUAUAUGACCUCAAGGAUGACCAACCUGAUGAGACCAGGAGUAUUCAGUGACAUAGAGCAGUACCAGUUUCUUUACAAAGCGAUAUUAAGCUUGGUAAGCAGCAAGGAAGACGAGCAAACGCUUCUUUCCACCGAGAACAACGGCAACAUCCCGGCUGGUUCAGCAAACAUCACAGAAAGUCUUGAGUCUCUUAUGUAAUUUAAAUGAGUCAUAUGUUUGGAAAUGAUAUAAAGAGAUCAUUUAACUUUGUUUACAUGAAGGUAGAGUGUAGCCCUUUGGCUUUACGCCCCGGUACAGGACGUGAUUUGAUCUUUAAUCGUGCCUUUUUGUAAACGGUGUAACUUUAUAAAGCGAUUUGAUAUGUUAUUGUUGGGACUAAUGCCAAAAUUUCUACUCUUUUCAGAAUGUUGACUGCCGCACUGCUAGUGAUGUCUAUUUAGUCGAGUAAAAAUGUAAUAUUUAUAAGUAAAAAGAGUUCCGCAGAUUUUAUAGACGAAUGUAGCUUAAGUACGUUAUCACACAAAGGAACAUUACAGAUAUAUGACUACACACUGAUCACAUCAACAGACCAAACCCUAUUUGUAUAAAAAUAUAUAUCUAUUUUACUACUUUUGUUUGACAUAAGAGUUUAACCAUUUUUUUUUUAGGUGUAUGUAUAUACAGUUCAGUGACAGUGCUGUUUUAUUCCAUGUCUGAGUUUCAUUUCUUUGAUGCAUGAACUUUAUGUAGAUGUAAAGCAACGAUUAAUGUCUGUGAACGAUGCCUGUAAGUCUGGUACUGAGUUUAUGUGUCUAACUGCUGAUUAAGUGACUAUGCUGUGUAUUUCUUUCAAAGAGACAGGAAGCAAACACUACAACCUCUAAACUUGGCACUCGCCCGUACUGUGUAAGCAUCUCAGUGUAACUGUCGCAUCUUAACACGUGAAUAGGAGACGGAAGACGACGCAGUAUUAACAGACAUUCCACUUUCCCCUCGGAGUAAAACUGAGGUGCACGUGUUCGGUUCGGAUUCUGCUGGGGGUUUGUUGAUUUAGUCGGUUUUAUAUAAAAGAUGACUUACCCAA